AUGCAUCCGUAUUUGGGGUAUCCCAUAUGCGAUCAAUUCGUUGAGCGCGCGAUUCAAAGCAGCACCAACGAGGAAGUUCGAUCCGUCAAUGUAUUGUACACAAAAUGGUACGAUAUGUCUGGAGAUUGUGAUUUAUUCGUCGAGACAGCUGCAGAGAAGGAGCUUCUCAUCUACCAUGAAGAUUCCUGGCUUCUUUUUGUGGACAAUGCAUAUUCUGCUCGUAUCAAAAAUCGGAAUCCGCCUCCCGAAAGAUCAUUUUCUCCCCAUCGACCAUUGGACCCCUGGAUUCACCACUGUCAUUUCUUCCGAAUGACCUGGGUCCUUGGUGAUGGCCCAUACAAGGGCAAACCAUCCCUUUUGUUUACGGAGAUGAAUGAUAUUCUAGGGGGACAUUCUAACGAGAGGCUAGCAAAUGUCAAGCUAAAAGACGUUGAGGUUGAUCCAUAUUGUGGCGAUGCGAUCAUCCAUGCGUCAGAAGAAGAUGUGGACCUGCUCGUCAAUCUAUCACACUUAUGGGUGGAUACGCUGGAACGAGACGAAGAAAUCGAAAUGCAGUCCAAGUACGGUCAUGUCGAAAAGACCAGCAAGCACAGAGAGAUUUCCCCGGGACGCACCGUCAAGUUCAAUCUUAGGAUCCGUUGGCAUUGCCCCGACCCGCCAUACAAAAAAUAUGAUACCCGUGGCAUUAAGCACGCGCAUAUCUGCGAAAUGCUUCACACAGCGCUAAAAAUGACUGACAGUCCCUCUCUAGCGGCAAUUUGGGUUAUAGCAGUCAACAUCAAGUGGAAAUCCGGAGACGUGGACGUGGUUACUUCAGACAGAGACGGUGAACGCGCCGUCAAAUUUGCCCACUUAUGGUUCCCUCACUUGAUCCAAGGCGAUGCUGCUCAGGUACCAGGCAUAUAUACCCCGCAGUCUCAAACACCAAGUAAAGGAUUCGGUAGGAGAAGGUCAAAUGCAUCUAAACGAAAUCUCGAAGAUGUUUCAGCUUCGCAGACCAAUCUCUGGCGCUCACAAUCAAAGAGCGCGAAGCGCAAGCGCCAGAAGAUCCGCAGCCAGCAACGGGCGCAAGAAGAACAAGAGAGCCAAGCACCACAAAUGAAUGUGGUCGCGUAG
Messenger RNA from Penicillium atrosanguineum, 1116 nucleotides. RefSeq lists its product as uncharacterized. The transcript has a single exon. The record is from RefSeq and is a predicted model, not a curated record. The coding region runs from base 1 to 1116 and encodes 371 amino acids. NCBI's taxonomy places the organism in Eukaryota, Fungi, Ascomycota, Eurotiomycetes, Eurotiales, Aspergillaceae.